UUGGAUUGAAAUUUAAUUAUCGUUCAUUGUGAUUAAACAAUAAUGUUCAUUACUAAUCAUCAGCAUCUUUGGUAUCAAUUUGAUUGUACAUUUGUUAAUCUGUCCGUCUGUCUGUCUUAAUUGUUGUUGUUGCCUGUUAAUUGUUAUAACAAUCAAUCGUUUCUUUCAAUUACACUCAUUAUAUUGUAUCUUUAAUUGCAAUUAAUCAAAAUGAAUGACGAAGAUUUCCUUUCGUGCCUUGGAUACAAUCUUAAUGAUACAAUUACUCCUUGUCCAAGUGAUUCUGGGAUUGAUUUAAAUUCAAUGGAGUUUGAUCUCUGGUCACUUAAUUGUCCAACACUUAAUCACAACAAUCUGACCUUACAAAGAAUGGAAUCAAGUUCAUCAUUUGUUAAAUCAAAUGAUUACGUUACUGAUAAUAUCUCAAUUAAAUCACUUCCAAUUGAAUCAAGUGAAAUUUUUCCAGAACCAAUGAUAUCACAAUCAAAUAGUGUCAACACUAAUCAAUCAAAUGCUAAUUACUCUUAUGGGAAUAAUAAUAUUUACAAUACAAAUAAUUCAUCACAAUCAGGAGGAGGUUCAGUUGAUUUGAAUUAUUUCAAUCAAUGUAACGGUUUCACUGUUUCAAAAGUCAUGAUUACACCUUUAUCACCACCACCACCACCUCCCCACCCUCCUCCACUCCCAACAACAACAAUCACAACAACAACAACCACAACAACAACCCCUUAUACUCACAAUCAGCAUCAAAUUGUUUCUGAUCAUCACCAUCAUUCAAAUCAUUAUCUGACUAGUCAUAAUCACAAUUCAAAUCAUCAUGUUAAUAAUAACACCAAUCAUAAUCAUAGAUUUUCAGUGCCACAACCAGCGAGUGGAUUAUUUCCCACCUCAAUGAGUGUUAAUUUAUCUAUGAACAUGACCAUGGGCUUUGCUACUUCCCCUGUUUCAGCGGAGGCAACAGCAGCCGCUGCCGCAGCUGCGGCUGCUGCAGCGGCAUCAAGUCAACCAAUUGUUUGGUCAAAUACAACAACAUCAUCACCAUCAACAUCUCAAUCAACUGUAGCUUAUGAAAUCGGAGGCGGAGUAAAUAAUCACUUGAACAUUUCCACUCCAACAGUAAAUCCCAAUCAACUAAGAGGCUGUUCAACAUUAACUAAUUGUUCACCGCUAAUUACCAGCAACGGUUUCAACAAUUUAACUGGAUUCUUUGAUAAUCCAUACAGUCCGACUUACCCAACAUCUCCUGGUUCAUCAUUUCACCACCAUCCACCUCCACCACCUCUUCCUCCACCUCUUCCUCCUCCUCCUCCUCCACCGCCUCUUACAACAAAUCAACAUCCUCAUCAUCUUCAAUAUCAUCAUUCAGAUAAUUUACUAAUUCAAAAUCAGCCUGUUCCUCAUAAUCUUCAUCAUCCUCAUCAUCAAUCUCAACUGCAACAAUUGCACAAUAUAAAUCAUCAUUUUCACCAUCAACCUCACCACAAUCAAGACCAACAAGAUCCCAAUCAUAAUCAUCAUCACAACAAUCAAAUAUCAACAAUCAAUCAAAUCUCAUCAGAUGAUAAAAGUUAUCAAAUUGAAGAUAUUAUUGAAACGACAAAUAAUCUCAAUAAUGAUUCAAUUAACAAUCAAAACCAUCACAAUGAUGGAAACAGUAACAAUCUUAACGAUAACGAUGAUGUUAAAAUUAACUUUAACUCCAAUAGUUCAACUACAAUCAGAUCAAUUUCCCCGUUAACUGAACAAACUCAGAAUGAGAUUAACGAUCAUCACUCUGAUUAUUCAAGAUACAACAAUCAUCUAAAUCAUGAUCACAAUCAUGUUUAUCGUCAUAAAGGUAAAAUUGCCCAGGAAUUAGCAGCUCUUCAAGAGAUAAGCCAAGAAUCAGAUGAAACAAUUUACUACAAAGAAUCAUCUCAUCAUCAACCUCAUCUUCACCAACCUUCAACAACCUCAUCACUAUCAACUAAUCAACACACUAAUCAUAAUCUAAAUAAUUCUGGUUCAUCUUCACCAAAUUUGUGUCGCAUUUGCGGCAAAACUUACGCUCGUCCAUCCACAUUGAAAACUCAUCUUCGAACUCAUUCUGGUGAAAGACCUUACAGAUGUAGCACGUGCCAUAAAUCCUUUUCUCAGGCCGCUAAUCUAACGGCUCAUAUUCGUACGCACAGCGGUGAGAAACCUUUUCGUUGUCCAGUUUGUGAUCGACGAUUUUCCCAAAGUUCAUCGGUGACAACCCACAUGAGAACUCAUUCCGGCGAGAGACCUUAUCGUUGUGGAAGUUGCCGGAAGGCAUUUUCCGAUUCGUCGACAUUAACUAAACACCUUCGAAUUCAUUCCGGAGAGAAACCUUAUCAAUGUAAAUUGUGUUUACUGCGAUUCUCACAAUCAGGUAAUCUUAAUAGACACAUGAGAAUUCAUACCAACAUCACCUAAUCAAUUAACCAUUAACUCUCAACAAUUUAACUGUAAUUAACUUUUCAAGACAAAACAAAUCAACUCCCUGAGUCUGUGUGUUAACCUUUAACUUCAUUUUUUUUCUGGUCAAUAACAAUUAACAUUUAAUUAAUUACCAACAAUUAAACUGCUACUAAUGCUCCUUUCAAU
This is a messenger RNA of Panonychus citri (citrus red mite), 2607 nucleotides long. Its product is annotated as protein glass-like. The record is from RefSeq and is a predicted model, not a curated record. NCBI's taxonomy places the organism in Eukaryota, Metazoa, Arthropoda, Arachnida, Trombidiformes, Tetranychidae. Gene Ontology annotation, molecular function: DNA-binding transcription factor activity, RNA polymerase II-specific; RNA polymerase II cis-regulatory region sequence-specific DNA binding. Gene Ontology annotation, biological process: regulation of transcription by RNA polymerase II. Gene Ontology annotation, cellular component: nucleus.